GGAGCAGAGCCACUGACCGAGCCACUGUCACCGGCUCCGUCAUCACACCCGACCACGUCCUUCAAAGCAACAAAGCCCCCAGGCUCUGGAGAGGCUGCUGUCACCGCGGUCCCUCCCGUGAAGUAGCAUGUGGGACGGGAUCCGCUCGGAGCGCACGGACCGGGACGAGCGACGAGCCGAGUGAGCGGAGUGCGGAGCUGCAGCAAGUUCACUGACACUCACACACACAGGAAACACACAGUGGACAGGGGACAGCAGCGGAGGAUUUUAACCCAGGUUCGAAGAGGGGGACACCUGCUCCGGCAAAAUGAAGUUCGCGGAGCAUCUUUCCUCCCACAUCACUCCCGAGUGGAGGAAACAAUAUCUCCAGUAUGAGGCGUUUAAGGAAAUGCUGUAUGCUGCCCAGGACCAAGCUCCUUCCAUAGAAGUCACAGAUGAAGACACGGUGAAGAGAUACUACGCCAAGUUUGAGGAGAGGUUUUUCCAGAACUGUGAGAAGGAGCUGCUGAAAAUCAACACAUUCUAUUCAGAAAAGCUGGCUGAAGCCCAGAGGCGUUCUGCCACGCUGCAGAAUGAGCUCCAGUCGUCACUGGACGCUCAGCGCGAGAGCAACGCCCCCCCCGGCCUCCGCAAGCGCAAGACCAUGUUCCACCUGUCGCAGGAGGAGCGCUGCAAGCACCACAACAUCAAGGACCUGAAGUUAGCCUUCAGCGAGUUCUACCUCAGCCUCAUCCUGCUCCAGAACUACCAGAACCUGAACUUCACCGGUUUCCGUAAGAUCCUGAAGAAACAUGACAAGGUCCUGGACACUCCUCGCGGCGCAGACUGGCGUGUGGUUCAUGUGGAAGUGGCGCCGUUCUACACCUGCAAAAAGAUCACACAGCUCAUUUCUGAGACAGAGACUCUUGUCACCACAGAGCUGGAGGGAGGAGAUCGUCAGAGGGCCAUGAAGAGACUGAGAGUUCCUCCUCUGGGGGCAGCUCAGCCUGCUUUGGCGUGGACAACCUUCCGUGUGGGUCUCUAUUGCGGCUUCUUCAUCAUUCUUGCCAUCGCCUUCAUUCUCACCGGUGCUGUGUUCAUCCGCUACGAGAACGUGUGGCCUCUGGUGCGGAUCUAUCGGGGCGGUUUCCUGUUGAUCCAGUUCCUCUUCCUGUUGGGCAUCAACACCUACGGAUGGAGGCAGGCCGGAGUCAACCAUGUUCUCAUCUUCGAGAUCAAUCCCCGAAACAACCUGUCACACCAACACCUGUUUGAGAUCGCUGGUUUCAUGGGUGUGUUGUGGUGUCUCAGCAUCCUCUCCUGUCUCUACUCAGAGUACACCUACCUCCCCAUGCAGAUCAACCCUCUCAUCCUUUAUGGCUUCAUGGUGCUUUUCCUCCUCAACCCGUUCAAGACCGGCUACUACAAAUCACGUUUCUGGCUCCUCAAGCUGCUGUUCCGAGUGUUCACGGCGCCGUUUCACCGCGUGGAGUUUGCCGACUUCUGGUUGGCUGAUCAGCUGAACUCUCUGGUGUUUGUCCUGAUGGACCUGGAGUAUCUCGUCUGCUUCUACAUCUUUGAGCUGCAGUGGAGCAACAGCAAGGGUCUGCUGCCCUCGUUGAAAGAUCCUAAUAGCAAUAUGUGCCACAGCUACUCGUACGGACUGCGUGCCAUCAUCCAGUGCCUGCCCGCCUGGUUCCGCUUCAUCCAGUGUCUGAGGCGUUACCGUGACACAAAGAGGGCCUUCCCUCACCUGGUGAAUGCUGGGAAAUAUUCUACCACCUUCUUCGUCGUCACCUUUGCCGCGCUCUACGCCACACACAGAGAACAAGGACACACCGACGCCGACAUGUUCUUCUACCUGCUGAUUAUCUUCUCCAGCAUCAGCUCCCUCUACACACUGAUCUGGGAUCUGAGGAUGGACUGGGGUCUGUUCGACCGCGGCGCCGGAGAGAACACCUUCCUCAGGGAAGAGAUCGUUUACCCCCAUAAGGCCUACUACUACUGUGCCAUCAUAGAAGACGUGAUCCUGCGUUUUGCCUGGACAAUCCAGAUCUCUCUGACCACAACCACUAAGAUCCACUCUGUGGGCGACAUCGUAUCCACCGUGCUCGCUCCCCUCGAGGUCUUCAGGCGUUUCGUGUGGAACUUCUUCCGUCUGGAGAACGAGCACCUGAACAACUGUGGUGAGUUCCGUGCAGUGAGGGACAUCUCAGUGGCGCCGCUCAACGCCGACGACCAGACGCUGCUGGAGCAGAUGAUGGACCACGAGGACGGCGUCCGGAACCGCUCGGGCAAGAAGACCUGGAAGAGGUCCUACAGCCUGUCCCUCCGACGCCCCCUACUGUCCUCCUCACUAUCAAAAAAGGACACAAAGGUGCUGAUCGAAGACACGGAUGAUGAGGCCUUCAGCUGAGCCCACAACAUCAACACACAAACACACACUCACACUUAGACGUAGUAUACUUAUACGGACCUCAUUCACUAACAUCCAACCUCAGCCCUCCUCUCUUAUAGUCCUCUCUAUGUGUAGUGACCCCGACCCUCCUCAGCUCAAACCUUUAAAAUCAGGACUCUCAGUUUACCUCAUCUCUGGUUGUCUGUGUGUACAUUUGGUCUUUAUAAGUAUAGGAAUACACACUCUGUAAUGUAGAAACACACACACACACACACACUUAUAUAAACCUGUUGAAGCACAAACACAGAGUAGUAUUGCUCCAGUCGAGAGUAGAGCUGACGCCACAGAGACAGACAGCUGGACAGACAUCAUGCACGUAUCUAGUCACGCAGACCGCACUGCCCUGAGAUUAUUCUCUUCUUUUCUAAUGGACUUUUUAGUAUGUUGCUGCUGUUUCUUUCGGUUUUCCUCCCUUUCUUUUUUUCCCCGUUGGAUUUAAAAAGAAGAACCUGCACACGUAAGGCUCCACACGACUGUUUACACAUCUUUCUAACUCCACUCGGAUCAACGGGGAGAAGACGAGGCCGAUUGAAAGACUAAACAUGAAUCAGUAGAAAACCCGAGGAAGGACUCUACACACAUUGCAGAAUAUCAAAAAACAAAUCAACUGGUUUCCACAUGUUGAUUCUUUUUAUAUCCAUCGUCUUUCUUCUUUUUCUUUGCCGAGUUGUAGUCACGUCAGUGUACAAUCACAGUCCUUGCAGAGGCACUUGCAGGAAAAGUGCAUUUUAAUACACAAAGCAUGAAAAAAAAAAACUACUUGUACACAAAAGGGAUGUUUUGACUCAAACAUUUCUAGUCUGUGAUGUUGCUUUGUAAAAUAUUUAAUAUAUUUGAUGUGCGUUAUUACUCUAUUACAGUUCUUCAGUACUUCUACAUGUGUUGUUUAUACUAGUGAGACUAGUUUAAUGAUCCAGACGAUGAUUGUUAAUGUAUUUUAUAACGUUUGGAAAUGUUUUCUUCUUGGUUAUACUUGUGCCAAAUUUUUAAUAAGCUCGUUGUCCGUCCUCGAUUUUAAUGCCCAACUUCGAAUUAGAGCAAAAAUGACUCGUGAAUGGUCACAGUUCUGGUUUCAGGUCACCUCAAAGUGCCCUGUGAGCUACCGUCUGUUGUAUGUGCAGUGAGAUUCUCUGCACUAACUACCAAAGCUUUGUUUUUAAUGAAUGUGUCUGUGGCUCGAGGAGCUUUUUCUAUUCCACCUGCCUCAGUGGGUCAGAGGUAACAGGCCCGGAGGCUUUUCUCUUAUUCUCUUAAGGUGCAUGUGUUAUUGGGCCAUAUUAGCAGGUAGCCUCUGUUUCGUAGGUGCUCCCAGUAAUAUGAGUAGAACUAGAAUUGCACUCGGUAGAAAGCAUACCUCCGCCAAGGUCCGGCAGUCCCCUGAUGAAACCACAUUUCAAUUCACUGGAUUCAGAUUUGGAAACAUGACGGAUUUCUGUUAUUAAGAUCCACUAAUUAUCCUCUGGGGAAACUACUAAAAUAAAAGAAAAAGAAAGAGAAAAAAACUGGAUCUGUCCCUUGAUCUGAAUCUACACCAACAUGUAAUCGUGCCCCACCCCUCUGCAAAGUUACUGGAAAUAGGUUGAGUAGUUUUUGCAUAGUCCUGCAAAAAAAAAAGACAAAGUGACCUUGCUGGAGGUAAUUACUAGUAUUACUGUCAAUGUUGUGUAUAAUAGUGAUUUUAAGGCCCUAUAGGAAGGUAACGCUCUGUUUUGCCCGAUUGAACAGUUUCUACCCACUUUUUGUACAGUUUCAGUGGAUUUUUCGCAAAUUAAUAGUCAUCAAACAUCUGAAAUGAAAAUCAAAGUACUUUGCUUCUUGGUGCUAAUCAGACCCGGCAACACUGCAUAAGCUCAUCGAGCUCAUCUCCCGAAUAUCCAGUAAACAUGUGGAAUCCCUGACACGCCUUGCAGCUUUUGUGUGGCUCUGGAAUCAGGGACCCAGAGUCUCACUUUUCACCACGUUCUGCGUCACUCGAAACACGUUUGUUCAACUCCAACGUUGGCUCGUUCAUUUCAGCACUUUUUUAAACAAUAAUUUCCAGUGUGAAUUUGAUACCCAGGAAAAACCCUCGUCUUAUCCUCCAGCCAGCAGCCUACAUUUGAAGAGCCGUGUCUCCCUCUCUCUUCUCACUGCACUCUCUGCUCUCUUCCUCCCUGUGGCCGCGCUGAGUCAACACUACUCAUGAGACACAUCACAGGAAGCUCCGAAUGUGAUGCAGAAACGUUCCUGUUUCUCCCACUUCUGUUUGGGUUUGUUCCCGCAGCGGCUUAAAGACUCGUGAGUUUUGUGCGUGAUGAGCUAAAUGUGAACUGGAAAGCUGGAAAGUGAACCUGUUAAAACGUAGAUGGUUAGCUUCCCAGUCUAUUUAAAUACACUGGACACAUGCCAUAACUGUAAACAACACACACACACAAACACACACACACACACACACACACACAUCGAGCCUCUCUCUCGUGUCGGAGCGCACAACCCAACAGCAGAAAGUUUUUGUAAAAAGUCUCUGUUGUCUUGCUUGCAUGCUGCUUUCUGUUCUACACUGUACAUAGAUCUUAAUUUAUUCGACAUGAUGUGUAUAUUAGUGAUCAUUGCAGCCCCUCUGACAAUGAUUGAUUUCGUACGUUGCCAUGUUUGCUCCUGGACAAGCAGUAUUUUCUAGGUGGCGAGGAGCGUUUUGUCGACCCUGCACUCUUUCAUGUGUAAAUCUGUUGGAAGUGUGUUUGUAUUAAUUAAUUCAUAUAGAAGGAGAACAAACAAAAAAAGAAAAUCCAUAGAAAUGGAGAACGUGAUUGGUUGUAUUUAUCGGUGAUUCCUUCUUAUUUCAAGGCGUCGGGGGUUGGGGGUUAUAUCCCCUGUGUGCUGCAGCUGUAAUCCUGUUUGUACAUCUGUGAAUGUGCAUGAAACUAUUGUGGACCGUUGCGUCUGUUGUCGUGAGCCUCCCAGCAGACAGAAGAACUUUGAGUUAGGGUGCAGGAGCUGAAUCCCCCCCCCCAGAUCCAGAGCGAGGACCCACACCACUGCUCAAGCUUCUCGAUGCUUUCUCAUAAACAGAGCCAGAAACUUCAUGUGCUCGCUGGAAGCAUUUCAAGAGGCUUCUCAAACAUUUCAGUGACAGGGAGACAAAUAAAAUUUAAAAAAACAGGCUUAUUUUGUACAGUUCUUUUCCAUGAGGUGAUGAUCGUGAUAAACCCUGACAUCCCAUCUUUCCCUUAUCGGCUCAGUUUAGUUUGUACUGCUUGCUGAAACCCCCCAUGACGUUAAAGUGCUCGAUAUGUGUGCAACCUCCCUCUCUCCCUCUCUCUCUCCCUCCCUAACUUUCUCCCUCCCUCCCUCUCGAUGUUGUUUGUUCCCUGGCUCUUAUCCAGCUGAACGUGAUAGUAUACCUGUAGUUUGGUAGAUGGAUGUUCCACUUUAAAAAAAAUAUACAGAAAAAAAGAAGAUAGUAGAAGCAAAAACAUUGUGGCUAAAUGUGAUUUCAAGAGACCUAAAGAAAGGAAAAUGUCUUACAGUCCGAACCAUCCUCCCCGAGUCCCUUUUACAUGGUAGUUUGUACAUGUCGAGUGUAAAACACUGUUCUAUGAUGGUUUUCCUGAUGGUAUUUGUAUUUCUGUAAACACUUUGGUGAUCCUGUCAUAUCUGGGUUUUAUAAACCACAAUUAUUUUUAAAACUC
This is a messenger RNA of Limanda limanda (common dab), 6108 nucleotides long. RefSeq names its product xenotropic and polytropic retrovirus receptor 1a (gene xpr1a). Gene Ontology annotation, molecular function: inositol hexakisphosphate binding. Gene Ontology annotation, cellular component: cytoplasm; Golgi apparatus; plasma membrane. NCBI's taxonomy places the organism in Eukaryota, Metazoa, Chordata, Actinopteri, Pleuronectiformes, Pleuronectidae. Bases 308 to 2395 code for a protein of 695 amino acids. Gene Ontology annotation, biological process: cellular response to phosphate starvation; phosphate ion transport. The record is from RefSeq and is a predicted model, not a curated record. The transcript has 15 exons.